This is a messenger RNA of Actinia tenebrosa (Australian red waratah sea anemone), 4241 nucleotides long. RefSeq lists its product as uncharacterized. Lineage: Eukaryota; Metazoa; Cnidaria; Anthozoa; Actiniaria; Actiniidae. Gene Ontology annotation, cellular component: cytoplasm. Gene Ontology annotation, biological process: negative regulation of Wnt signaling pathway. The record is from RefSeq and is a predicted model, not a curated record.
AUAGUCAUGACCUAAAAACGCAAAAACAAGUAUCCAUUUCCCUAGCACGUACGAUAACCUUCGGCUUCUGAGAGGUACUUUGAGCUUUUGCCAUUGUUCUCGAAAGAUAGAUUUUUAUUCGAUUCGUAAUAGUGUAUGCCAACGUAUUCAGGACGGGACGUGGGCAGGUCUAAGAAGCCAAGUCACGACUUGUGAGCCGCGAGUACCUCAUCUUCCCGAGUGACGCAAAACUUAGGAUAAGCCUGCGGAGACAACUUUGUCAGAUCAAUUUAAAAUGAAGACUAGAGAAUAAUCGGCCAUGGUUGAAUUAUUUCAGUAUCAUUGGCUCGUGAACUUCCAUUGGCAACAUCUUUGAUUUUGACACUAAUCAUAAUCGAGUGUUUUCAUAAAAUGAUCUGCUAAAGAUUUCGUGGCAGUGUCGAGAAAAGCCGCUCAAGGAGGCCUGAAAAAGAAGACCCCGGCGGGACGUUUGAUUCACAAAAUGAAAAAACUAAACAGGAAAUUGACAAAAACGCACCAAAGAUGUACAAGGCAAGGUAGAGCGUGGAUUUCACGUGAGGGACCCGAAGGCGAUUGCGUGAUCGAGAAUGAUACGACUAACUCCUCUUCGGUCUCACAAGGGACUACAGAGGAUCUGAUCAGGCCUCCUUGCUCUCAUACAGCUGAUUUUAUGUACAAAGGGUAUCCUGUCAACUUGGGACUCUUGUUCCAGUGUUUCUGGGUCAAUUGCCUCUUGCCUCCUGGGUCUCAGGCUCAAUUGCUGGACUUGGCAUCACAUGAAGAGCCAUUUGAACCUGAAAAAAUUGAUCCAAAGAAGUGCUUUUUCUAUGAUGACUAUCCAUUGGAAGUUGUAGAAUUGCCGGAUCUGCCUGAUGGGAAGAAAAUUGAACUGACUUUUGACAGAGAAGGGCUUGUUGAGGCUUCAACACAGACAACAAAGCCAUUUAAAGAAAUAAGCGAGUGUGGAAUGUCUGUGAAAUCAGUUGGCUCUGAUCAUCAAGAAUGGUCUUACACCUUGUAUGACUUUGAAGGAAAGGGACAAGUAACCAGAGAUGACUUGAAAAACCUGGUCAAGUCCAUUUAUGAAGUUCUUGGCAAAAGUGUCGCACAGUCAAAGAACCAGCCAAAGGAUCCACUAAAAAAACUCAAAGUAAGAUUAUCAGUAUCAAAAGAAAGAGGAAAAAAUGGUAAUGGAGAACCAUCAACUUGUCAUGAGUAUGUGAUUUCUGCCGUCACACAAGAUCACACAAAGAAAAGUAGAACCAGGACUUAUCCAGUAGAAAGAUGUGACUCAAUGGCAGUUAAUCCACCUGAAAGCUUGAUGGAUAUUCAUAAAGUACAGUCAAUUGUGCAUGAGCGAACAGUAAUGGAAGGCUUAGAGAAAGGCAUUCCUUAUACUCAAAAGACAAACUGUAAAAAAUGUGACCAUGGAAGAAAAAGUAAGUCCACAACAGUGAAAGAAGAAGUCCAGAGGAAUCCUGCUUCUGCUGAUCCAAAUCCUGGAGGUUACCGGUGUCCCAAGAGGAUGCAAACUGGGCCAGGAGAAUGUAACCCUCCAAGUCCACAACAAACAGACUUGUGUAGAGUAAGAGAUUGGCUGAAUAAGCUUUGUGAGCCAAAUGGUGGACAGGCAUUUGAGAAGACAGAAAGUCGCCAUCGCCACAGAAAGUCUCGCCAUCAUUCCUGCAAACAGGACUCUUUUGAACCCGACUUUGACCUGCAUAGGUGUCCACAGUAUUUAGACCUAGCAACGGAUCAUGCAACCUAUCCCUAUCAUGUCCAAAGUCAUGCUUGUUUGUAUGGAAACCCUUCUCCUAGACAACGUCAUUCAAAACAUCCCAAAGGAGGUCAUUAUCAUUCCUGUAAGCACCAAAGAGAGGUGACAAGGGGUCCAAACCAAAGAACAGUGGUACAUCAGCAUGAGCAUCAUCACCAUCACAGCCAUCAUCACUAUCACCACUAUAUUGACUAAAACUUGAAUUGUUAUAAUAUCUAAUUUUUGUUAUAUCUUUGGAUGCAAUUUGUGAAAUCAUGGCCUCACAGUACAUUCAAUUGACAGUAUUUCAAAAUAGAAAUUUAUUUUUUGUUUCUAUCUUAUCUUUAACAGAUAUGCAAUAUACAUGAUUCUUUAUCGAUUUGAAACUUGCCAUAAAUUAGCAGUAGAAGGGAUAGAGUGAAAAAAUGGGAGAAUACUUUUGGGGUUUUUUCCAUGCUGAAAAUUCAAAUAAAACCACAAAAAUUGGAUGAAGAGGUAUGACUAAGCUAGCAAUCAUAGGAAGGGGAUGGGAUGUUUCAGGUUUUUUUGGGGGGGGUGGGGGGUAAGGAUUGGCCCUUCUAGUAAGAUUACUCCAUCCCUUUGCUGCAUUAAUCUAUGACCACUUAGAGGAAUUAAACUAAAGGCCACCAAGUAAUUUUUUUAGAAUAGAUACAAAAUAUUAUAUAUUAUGUAUAAUAUACAACAAGGUAUUUAAUGCUGUAGUAAUAUGUGAAUAACAACUUUAACACUGUAUACAUACUUACAUAUAUACCUAACAACAAAGCUAUAUUACUUUAAACUCAGAAAAUAUAAAAUCAAGAAACUAUGGACUUCUUACGUUUAUAGUUUCAAGUUAAUGACAAAAAGAGCGAUCCAAAGGACAUUUUAUCAAAUGUCAGGUGACAUUUUGUAGGACAGAUUAGGCCUUCACGAUAUAUUUGUUUACGAAAUAAUAAGUAGUGAUAUUCAUUGAACUUUAAGGUGAUUUAAUUAAGAGGCUACAUGAUUAUUUCUAAUCAGUAAAUAUUUCAUGCUCAAUAUUUCAUUGUUCUUAGGACAAUCAGAUGUUAAGAACCUGUCUCAACUUUUUUUAAUCAAGUCUUUAAUGAUUACUUUUCUAGUGGUGACAAACACAACUUUAUUUUGAUAAAAGACCUUUAUAAAUUAAAGGAAUUUUUUUUUUUUUUUUUACAUUCAGUUGAUGCCUGAAAUUAGAAUAAACAUAUAGUGAAGAUAAAACUUAAUGAAAUUAAAUCCUGGUUGGAACAAAAUUUAUUAUGAUAUCUAACAUCUGCAAGAACAUGCAUUCUUUACAAAUACGAAUAGAGAACUUGAUUACCUCAUCAUUUACAUUUAUGUAACCUUGUGUACACGUCCAUGGAUUCUUAUAUUUAAGCCAAUUUUAUCAAUAAUAAUAAUAAUAAUAAGAGUUAAAUUACCACACUUUUGUUAUGAUUCUAUCCCACAUCAAGGAUAUGGAGCUUAGCCGUUCUGUUCAUAAUAGUAUGUUAUUAUUCUCUAGCAAUUUUAAUUGUUUUAUCAUGCUUAGGAUUUAGAAUUAGGGCUUAGAAAUUUAAUAAUAUAUUAAAAACUUCAAUAUUAUGGAAUUUAAAUACAAUCAGUAUUUUCAUUGUUGGGAUGUUUUCAAAGUUUUAGAGGAAGUGGAAGUGGUAUGCAUGUGGCUGUUCAAUCAAAACAAAUAUCACCAAAAGUAUGAAUUUCCUUUGAAGCUGAAGAUGAACACAUUACAGAUAAUAUAGAGCUCUUAAGCGUGACGUUACUCUUAUGGAAAACAAGUCCAAAAAGAGAAGCAUUUCUAUAAAGAUUUAAAAAAUUUUUCUCUGUGCCAGGUUUAAUAUAUUAGACUGCGUAAUGCAGAAAUUUGUUGAAUUAAUGAGACAAAAUGUGGCCAUGCCACACAAUUUAGUCCACCUCAUUUUGCCUCCCGUACUAAACUAUCCAGAACGAGGAAAAAAAACUAUUAAAUCAUUGAAAAAAAUUUUUUGGUUUAUUUUCAUGGUGUUUGUGAGAGUUGGAUCUGAAAAUGUGUUAUAACUUAACAGCUCUAAAAAACAAUCUUGAAAAACAGCAUAAUAAUAAUAUUAUUGCAAUAAUUAUUGCUAUGUAUUGGUUGAAAUUCAUUUCAAACAUCAAUGUCUUCAACCUUUGUAAUUAAUAAAUGUCUGGCCUGAUCUAAGUUAUUAGUGAGGCUUGGAAGCACUAAUUGAAUCAGUAGCUAGAGGAAAGACGAAAGAGGACUAAUAUUUAAGUAUGCUAAUAAUUUGUAAAGAACUCUCCAAUUGUUGCUAAACCUUUCAUCCAUUAGUAAAGGCAGUGCUGUUUUAUUGAUUAUAGUAUUUCAUCAUCUUCAAAUUUUAUAAAUAUGUACAUAUUCUUGUAAAAAGUUKAUAACGUUCAAUGUAAAAUUCUAUCAAAUAUUAGGUUUAUAUGUUACCAUACAAUUAUUAAACACUUCCAAAAUUAA